UCCUCAGACUGUUCUUUGACUCCCCCUGAACACACACACACAUUGUUAGAGUGUACGCAACACACAUACAUAUACUCAUGCACAAACAAACUAGCAAUCAAGUGUACAAACAAACUACUCACUUCUUACUUCUGACCUGGGGUUUUGCUAACACACAUACACACAGGUACACACACAUACACACACAUACAUACACAUACAAUGGAUCAAGAGAAGAAUGAACACACAGACUCACACACACACACAGACUGAGUGGAAUGUAAGUUCAUUGUGAGGCUCUGGGGGAAAUAGCAUUAGAAAUGAAGAGUAACAGACUGGUCAUCAUCAGAGACAUCUGGAGAACACUUCUGCUGUAUUAUCUUCUGUCACCUAGCAGUCAUCUCACUGAAUCAGCCAGUGAGUGUGAGGGUGGGCAGGAUGUGUUUGCUGCUGUCAGAGAGAACAGUCCGAAAGGCGAAUUCAUCGCCAAUCUCACCAUCACUGGAGACCCUUCAGCCAAUCAUAUAAGCCUGAGCCUUGCCGGAGUUGAUGCGGAUUGGUUUGUCUUGGAGGGGAAAACCGUUAGGCUGAACUCCAACCUUUCACAAGUUCUGGAUCGAGAGGUGCAUGGCUCUGUUCUAAUGGCCACUGUGAGCUGUUAUGAGGAUGGAGCCCUUCAGCGUGAGCAUAGAAUCACAGUGGAGAUUCUCGACAAUAAUGACAAUAAACCAGAGUUUCUACAGAGCACCAUCCAGCCUAUAGAGAUCAGUGAGCUGACUGCAAUGAAUUCCACUGUAUUGAUGGUUGAGGCAAAAGAUGCAGAUGGAGACACACUCAUUUUUGGAAUUGAUGAGACAUCACCUGAUGCUAGCUAUUUCAGAAUGGACCUUCCCAACAGUGGUCAAGUAAUUCUGAACAGGACUCUGGAUUAUGAAACAAAAACUCAGCUCCAGCUAACUCUCUACGCUAUGGAGAUGAACACCAUAGAGCACUACAACACCACGGCCACAAUAACAAUAAACGUGACUGACGGAGACGACCAGUACCCACAGUUCCAGCCCUGCACACUCCUCUCCAUCAGUCAGGGCAGUCCUAUUUGUGCCAACCCCCUGUACACAGUCAACAUUACUGAACAGGACGAGGAUAUUGUGUUGGAUUUUUCUCCUGGUCCAGUUAAUGCAGUGGACGGGGAUGAAGGGUUGAGAACACCUCUCACUUAUGCCAUUCUGUCAGGAGCUGAUAAUGGGCGCUUUGUGAUUCACAGCGAGUCAGGUGAGGUCAGGCUUACCAGGCGGGUUGAGAACAGAUUGCUGACACCCACACUUAGACUGCGCAUUAUGGCUGCUCAGAGUGAUGAUCCUAUGAAGUACUCAGUUGCGACGGCUCUGGUGCGGGUUCUGGCAGAGAACCGGUUCCCCCCUCAGUUCAGCCGCUCUGCCUACCGAGGUUUCGUCAGCGAGAGUACCAGUCCUGCUUCACUCGUCAACACCUACGGAAACGAGCUGCUCGUGCUGGAGGCAACGGACCAAGACUUUACAGAUGGCUUUAACCCAAAGCUGCAGUAUUCUCUGAGCUCCGACUCCAACAGCUCCCAUUUCUACUACAUUACCCAAGAAGGACUUCUCAUCGCCAAGGCCAAUCAGCUGCAGCCAAACCACAAACACUCUCUGGAGGUUCUGGCUACAGACCAGGAGUCUGGAGAUGUUGUCAGAGCUUUGAUUGACAUUGACGUUUUACAGAAAGGAGUGCCAGUUCCACAGGGUCCACUAGAGGAGGGUCAGCCCCAGGGCAGAGGGACUGUGGGCAGGACAGGGGGCGUGGUUGGCCUCUGUCUGAUCCUGCUGGCGAUUGCCCUGUUCGUCCUGGUCUACUUCAUAAAAAGAAAGAGAGAGAGACAGGACCCUGCCAACCGUGCCAGUGUAGCAGAGGGCAAACACCCCAACGUGAGUCUAAGAUGGUUUCAGCUGGUGAACCAUGGUCGAUCGCAUCCACUGGUGGAGGAAGUCUUCUAUCACAAUGAAGCAUUCAGUGGGUUCGAUGCCUCCACCUCCACCCUGCAUGGUCAACAGGGCUCAUACACCAAAACUGAGCCAGACUCUGGUGCAGCACCCCAACAAAAGGUCAAUACCACACCAGAUGCUUCUACACCCACAGAAGAUGUCUUUCCAACUGUGAAGACCAAUGGGAAGCCAUUGGAGAAAACAAUCACCAAAUCAGUCUCAUUUCAGGAUUUUGUGGAGGUCAGGGAGUGUGAAUCUCAUGGGGAUGACGACAGAGAUAGAAGUGACAGCACAGGUUUGGAAGACAUUAGUAUUGAUCUAAGUGGAAUAAGUUCAAUUCCAGACGAAUUAGAGAGCAUCAGUGUUGGAUCAGAGCAAACGAACACUGAAUCAAUGAGAGAUUUCGAGAUUUUGAAUGCAGACCGGGAUAUGGCCAGAGAAGCACAGGAGAAAGCAGGCCAAAAUAUCGGAAACCAAGACGUGUCAGAGCUGUUAGGUGUAAAAACGGCUAUUCUACAAGAAGACAAGGCGGACGACACAGCAUAUAAAGAUGCAAAUAAAGCAGAAACCUCAAAAAGCUUAGACCUGUCUACAUCACAGUCAGAUUCCGUUAGACCCGUUAUGGUCAACCCAGAUGUCUCAGAAAAAGAAGCAGAAAUACCAGAUGCGAAACUUUCCAGCAGCGGAGGUCCUACCACCAGUGCACCUCAGAUAACCAAUAAAAAUCUUGAAUCUUCUGGGACUGGAAGUGGUCUCCAAACAAGGGAGACUGAGACAGAAGAAGGGAACGCAGACAUAAAAAUAAUAGUGACAUUAACAGACUCAGACGAUGCAAACUCUGACUCAGCAACUGAAGACACAGGAGAACAAGUGCUGAACAUACGAGAUGCAGCACCUGACUCACCACAGCUUCGUGGAACAAGAGCAGAAGAGACAAAAGCCUCAAACAAAGAUCCCAACAUGCAAACUGACAGCGAAGACAUUGCAACAAGCCUAGACAAUAUGAAUCAAGAUGGAAGCAACCCACCACCUCAGCUCAACCCAGAUCUAAACAAGCCAGCAACAAACCAUGCAGAUCUGAGCCAUCUAGUAGCACACAAUUCAGACACAAACAUUCAAACAUGAUAAAGUUAUGCAGUAUUUAUAAAACAGACCUAUCAAGAUACAAGCCGUACGGCCAUGUCACACCACGGUGAUCAAGCAAAUUUAGAACUGCUAUAGAGGCAUGGUGAUUAUUGUACGGAUGUUGCAGCUGAAGAUACUGAAGGUGUCAGUGUUUUGGUAAAAGGUGUAGUCUUACCUGAUCUUGUGUAGGGUUGCAAUGGUAACUGGUUUCACUGUAUACCAUAGUAUGAAAAUGCACAAUUAUCAUACGGUAUUGGUGAAAAAAAAGGCAAGAAGAGACAAAAGAGAAUCUUAAGUACGCAAAUGAAGAUUUUUUUUCACUUCCUCUGCCCCUCAGUUUUAGCAACUUGUGUCAGACUCAAAAACACAGAGAGGAGAAAUAUACUCAAACACACACAGCAGAGAAAUAGGCAGAGACAAGUAAAACUGAUUUUCUUUC
Messenger RNA from Astyanax mexicanus (Mexican tetra), 3543 nucleotides. Its product is annotated as protocadherin beta-10. The record is from RefSeq and is a predicted model, not a curated record. Lineage: Eukaryota; Metazoa; Chordata; Actinopteri; Characiformes; Acestrorhamphidae. The transcript has 16 exons. Gene Ontology annotation, biological process: calcium-dependent cell-cell adhesion; homophilic cell-cell adhesion; multicellular organism development. Gene Ontology annotation, cellular component: catenin complex; adherens junction; plasma membrane. Bases 300 to 3104 code for a protein of 934 amino acids. Gene Ontology annotation, molecular function: calcium ion binding; cadherin binding.